AUGCCAGGCGAGCGCAUCGUGUUUGACGGCCUUUGGCGCUGUCUGUGUCCCUCCGUCGAUGCCGAUGCCUUGUCGAGAGCUUUGCGAGCGCCCUUGGCGUCGCGAAAUCGGCCAAGCGCAGUUCACCAAGCGCGCGCGGUCGUGAAAUCACCAUCUUUGCGUGCCCGAGCCUACAGGGCAGCGGUACCGCGGUCUUACGACUUGAGGGGCCCGGUGUCUUCGGAGGAGCUAGAAGGGGCAGAGAAAGAGCCUCACAGGCGUCAGCGUCAGAGAUAUGCGUCGUCCAAAGAAUAUGCGGAAAUCAACUACCACAGGUCCCUCUUUCGACUUUGGAGGCGGAACUCCCAUCUUCCUCUUCCAAUGCUACGCCGAGGCUCGCUCGACGAAUCCCUCGACACCGUCCCGACCGAGAAGAUCGUCGAUACCCUCAGAGAAGUAACGAACCUCGAGAACCAGUACCAUACCAUCUGCGACAUGGUGCACUACCUGGUGACCAAGCGUCUCAUGAAGCCUGAUGUAUUUCUAUACACUUGUCUCAUCAAUGCCAACGUAGACCGCAGAUACGGUUCGGCCUCAGCUGUCGCCAAAAUAUUCAAAGAGAUGGAAUCGGAAGGGAUUUCCCCGACAAGUGCCACAUUCCAUGUUGCCUUGAAUGUUUUGGCCGUGCACCCAGACUAUGUCCUUCGCAAUAAGGUUCUCAAUGACAUGAAAGCCGCCUGGAUAGAGCCGACAUUUCGUGGAAUUGCCUCCAUCGCCGGAGGCCUUCUUCGUGAUGGCCAAUUCGAGUUGGCCCUCGAUCGCCUAGAGUACUUUCAUCAACACGAUAUGCAAUAUCCCCGAUGGGUCAACGACGCCUUUAUAUAUAUUCUGGGAGAACGAGGCUUCCAUGAGGAGUCGCUCACCAUCAUGCAGCACACCAUGAACAGUAGGAAAGGAUCACGAGCUUUAAGUAUGUGGUACUUCCUUCUGGACGUUUAUAGCCGGGAUGCGUUCUAUGAAGGUGUAAGCUACAUAUGGAAUCGUAUGGUGGUGCCAGGAAUCAUCGUGCCCUCUGAUGGCAUGGCAAUCAACGUGCUCAACACUGCUGCAAGGCACGGAGACGCCCAAAUGGCUUCGUAUAUUAUCAAAACCCUGUCAGCCCGGGGGCGUAAGCUUGGCUUACACCACUUUGAGCCUCUAUUGGAGAUACAGGCUCGAGGCAACGAGUUACGAAAGGCAUUUCUCACGCUCUGCCUCAUGAAGAAAGCCGGCUUGCAGCCGGACCUGUCCAGCACCCGCCCAAUCUUUUUACAGUUGCGGCAGUCUCCAGAGCACACGGAUGAAGCUGUUGCGAUGCUCCGUGAUCUGAGCAAUGACUACGACAUUCCAAUCGCAGCCUUCAACACAGUGCUUGAAGCGAUAUUGGCCCGACGAGGAUUCAAGGCUGGACUGGACUUCUACCGCGCCGUGCGGCACGUCUGCUCCGAAACCCCAGACGUUAGUACCUUCGGCCUACUUUUCAACAGGUGUUCUGUGCCAAGAUCCAUGAGGUUCCUCAUAGCUGAAAUGGAGGUCUUCUCUGUGAAGCCCAAUGAGGCUAUUUACAGUCAGAUUAUACUUAUCAGCACGCUGUCUGAGAACUAUGAGCCAGCAUUCCGGUAUCUCGAAGCAAUGAGGUCGUGCGAGACAGACGGUCAGCCAAACAACUGGUGGAUCGACAAGGGAACAGCAUUGGCUCUUCUCAGGCGGUGCAUUCUGGCGGAAGAUAAUCGAGCGCAGGCUCUCUUCACCGAAUGCAAGAGAAGGGGCAUGCAUAACAUUGAGUCCGAUGUGCAGACCCUGAUCAGGGAGGUGGAGCGAAAACGGCAGCAGAAGUUGAGUUCUAAAGCGGGUGACAGUAUUACAAAUGUAGUCCUGCUGGGAGCUGAAACACAUGAAAAAGCCCCCGAGUUGUCGGUAGCCUAA
Neoarthrinium moseri is the source of this 1944-nucleotide messenger RNA. RefSeq lists its product as uncharacterized. The coding region runs from base 1 to 1944 and encodes 647 amino acids. Gene Ontology annotation, molecular function: protein binding. The record is from RefSeq and is a predicted model, not a curated record. The transcript is spliced from 2 exons. Lineage: Eukaryota; Fungi; Ascomycota; Sordariomycetes; Amphisphaeriales; Apiosporaceae.